GCGGGGCCAGUCGCGGCUUCCGGCUUCCGGCCGAGAGGGUGGUCGGCCGCCGCCGUCAUGGCAGCUGAGGAGAAGGACCCCCUGAGCUAUUUCGCGGCUUACGGGAGCAGCAGCUCCGACUCGUCGGGCGAGGAGAACAGCGAGCCGGAAGACGGGGGUCGCAAGGAGGCGGCGCCGGCUCCGACGGCGGGCGGCCGCGGGAAGCCGGCGGAGAAGCGGCUGCCGGGCCCCGAGGAGCUGUUCCGCAGCGUGACCCGGCCGGCCUUCCUCUACAACCCGCUCAACAAGCAGAUCGACUGGGAGCGGCACGUGGUGAAGGCGCCCGAGGAGCCUCCAAAGGAAUUCAAAGUCUGGAAGUCCAACUAUGUGCCACCCCCAGAGACCUACACUACUGAGAAGAAGCCGCCGCCGCCGGAGCUGGACAUGGCAAUAAAAUGGUCGAACAUCUAUGAGGACAAUGGUGAUGAUGCCCCACAGAAUGCUAAGAAAGCCCGGCUUCUGCCGGAAGGGGAGGAGACCGUGGAAUCGGAUGAUGACAGAGAUGAGCGUGCAUCUAAAGCUCGAAGAGUGGAGCCAGAAGCAGCCAAGAAGAAGAAGUAGAGAGGCAGUGGCGGCGAGAACACUGGGCUGCGGAGCUCCUGAGAUGUGUCGUUGGCUGGAGUGUUUGCUCUUGUGGUUCUCAUGACAGACAUCUCCAUGAGAGUAUUUAUGUUAAUGAACUAACAAGUAUCGCCUCAAGACUUUCCACUGUAGAACUGAGGUUUUUAUUUAAAACCUGUAUGUAUUUACAACUCUAAUGGUGACCUGUGAUUGUGAACUGACAGUACUUGGAAGCAUUCUGGCUAUCACAGAAUUGGUGACAGGCUUUGAGAGUUUUGUCACAUGGACAUGCCAAUGUUCUUUGGACCUUUUAUAAAGGAAUCUAUUUUUAAAGUAAAUAUAUUGUAAUGUACUGUGAACUUGUGGGUGCUCUUCAUUAGUGUCUGUACAGUGUAAAUAGAUGAUCAUGGAAAUAAAAUUACUUCCGUCAA
Peromyscus maniculatus bairdii (prairie deer mouse) is the source of this 1031-nucleotide messenger RNA. The record is from RefSeq and is a predicted model, not a curated record. NCBI's taxonomy places the organism in Eukaryota, Metazoa, Chordata, Mammalia, Rodentia, Cricetidae.